Molecule: messenger RNA, 864 nt
Organism: Guillardia theta CCMP2712
Lineage: Eukaryota; Cryptophyceae; Pyrenomonadales; Geminigeraceae
Exons: 2
Coding region: 25-864 (279 amino acids)
Source: RefSeq, a predicted model, not a curated record
CCCAAUUUUCGAUUUGAUUCCAACAUGGCAAAAGAGACGCGGCUUUCGUUCUCCGGGGUUGAGGGGCGCAUGCGGUAUCGUUCGAUCGCUAGAGCCAUGCUUGAGCGUGCACAAGAUGCCUUUUCACAUGGCAAGAUACUUGAUACUUGCGCAAAAGUAGCUGCAGAGCUAAACGCAACGGAUUUGUUCAAAGAGAACGGAGUUGGGAAGUUACAACCUUACACCCUUCAGAACAAGUGGAGGCAAAUCAUAAAUGAUGCCCUUGUCUUCUCUGACCAGAUACAGAGAGGAAGAGUCGUGGACAAUUGGGGUGAAUGGGAGCAUAUUCUAGAUCAAAUAGCGCGCGAGAAACAGAAAUAUGACAAGAGUAAAGGAAACAGGCCUGAACACCGAAGACGAGAAUUUCUUCAUCAUCUCUUUUCUGGGCAGGCUGGAGGACUACCUUCACCUCCAAAGAUAUCAGGCAACGCCAGUCAAACCUCGGGAAACCUAACUGCACGCGCUCAGGGCAACUCUGAGUUCCAUUCGAUUCAGUUCGAAGGUUUUGGGGACGGAGUGGAAGGAAGAGGUCUGAGGAAAACUCCAAGUGAACAUCUCGAAGGAGCGCUGGCGUUGAAACGAAUGAAACUUUCUGGCGAACAGGGUACAGUAGACGCCAUGGUUGAUAGUGACAACCCCAAGAUUCAGACGCUUCAGGAGUAUACUCUGUUGCAGAAUCAGUACAUUGACUUUGUGAAAGCCAUGAAGGAUUGCGCAGACGAGGACGACAGGGAAUUCAUGGCUGCGCAGAAGAAGAAGAUCAAGGGGAUGUUGCAAAGUUUGCAGUCAAAAGUGGAGGGACUGUAUGAAAACGAGCACUCAUGA